AUGUCCUCUUCCGCACUUAGGCAACGGUACAAAGGGGAUUCAACGACGGAAAUACUUCAAAAUAUUGGUCAUUCGCAACACGAUACAAAGGACUUCGUUGGUUCCGAAGUCAAUGAGGAAAAAGGGCAAUAUUCAAACCCAUUAAUAUUGUGUUUUCUAAUAGCUUUUCGAAUAUUUGACGCUCUCGUGACCAGAACUUACUUUAAUCCCGAUGAGUACUGGCAAUCAGUUGAACCCAUCUCCCUAUUCUACGGAGCUCAUCCUUGGCAUUGGUACUUCACUCAAGGAUUGCCGGUGAUCUUAACCUCUUUAAUUUCAUUUAUCAUCUACGGGGUACAAUCGUCGAUGAGAAAACCGCAUCAUUGGCAACACGUCAAACCAUUAUUACAAUUGAUCUGUUGGGUGGUGACAAUAUAUAGCCUAUUGGGGCACAAGGAAUUUAGAUUCCUGUAUCCCUUGGUGCCAAUCUUUGUUUUGAUCGCGGGGUAUGGGUUUCAAGAGAUUUAUCGAGUCUCGGACUCGAGUGAUUCGAGGUCGCGUGCCACAGCUUCCCGAAGAUACCUAAGACUUUCCGUGUUAUUUUUUGUGCUAACCAAUGUGCCGAUGGCUUAUUAUGCAAGCGUCAUACAUCAGAGCGGUGUGGUGGAGGUGAUGAAUUAUUUAAGAAAGGAGGUGGAUAAUGGUGGUGUCAAAGAUAUUGGAUUCUUGAUGCCUU
Molecule: messenger RNA, 715 nt
Organism: Acaulospora colombiana
Lineage: Eukaryota; Fungi; Glomeromycota; Glomeromycetes; Diversisporales; Acaulosporaceae
Source: the annotation of a GenBank genome assembly